UAAACAAACAAGCAACAGGACAAUUAACAUCACGUGCACUUGCAUCACCGGCCACUUACUCGCCACUGGACCACCACUCGCCAUCAGAACACUGCCAGCCUCCAGCAAUGUUGUCCGAAAUCUUCCUGUCCCUUCUGGCUCUUCGGCUAACUUCGGCGGAACCGACGGCCGGCGGAAUCGACAGAGCCAUGAGCGAAGGGGUGACGAGUAUGGGCUACAAUGUGAUGUACGGUGAUGAAGACUUCACGGUACUAAAUUCGGUUGUGGAUGAGGUUGAGAAAAAGGCGUCGAAUGCUAAAAUUAGACUGAAUGAGCUGAUUCAGCCGUUGCCCGCGAGAGAUGUGAAAUGCUUGAUGUCGGCUGACCAUUAUUGCUCUAAGGAUAUGAAGGAGACGAAAAGUAUCAUAAUUCAAGCUAUCAAAGACGACUGUAAGUCUUGUUCGACGGCGGAGAAGGAGAACGCCGGGCGGGUCAUCGCGGCCAUGAUGGCGCACGACCCCUCCUCCUGGAAGCUGUUCCUCACCAGGGUUGCCCUUUUGGUAAAGGAGCAAUAUAUAAACAAACGGACACCCUCUGCACCAGACACGGACCGGUACAGGGCCGUGGGCGAACCUGAAGAAGUGAUAAGUGUACGUGCCAACCGAUUCAUUCUGCCCGGUGCCAAGGUGAGAGUGAAGAGGUACCUUAUGGAAAAGGUUCCGGAAUAGCGUUUUAGUUUCUAGGAUUAUAUGUGCCAUUUUAAAGUAAUAUUUAAUACUAAUGUUUGAAAGCAGAGGGGCAGAAGCGCUGCGCAAGAUAUUUAAGGGUCCCGUAAAA
Messenger RNA from Cydia amplana, 816 nucleotides. RefSeq lists its product as uncharacterized. The transcript has 3 exons. Lineage: Eukaryota; Metazoa; Arthropoda; Insecta; Lepidoptera; Tortricidae. The record is from RefSeq and is a predicted model, not a curated record. The coding region runs from base 108 to 707 and encodes 199 amino acids.